This is a messenger RNA of Fulmarus glacialis (Northern fulmar), 2364 nucleotides long. It is a transcript of the gene TNR, whose product is annotated as tenascin R. NCBI's taxonomy places the organism in Eukaryota, Metazoa, Chordata, Aves, Procellariiformes, Procellariidae. The annotation marks the transcript as partial. The record is from RefSeq and is a predicted model, not a curated record. The transcript has 16 exons. Gene Ontology annotation, molecular function: protein binding.
UACCGCCUCGCCGUCAGUGCCCUCCGGGGUGCCAACGAGAGCCGGCCGGCCCUCGCCCAGUUCACCACAGAGAUCGAUGCCCCCAAGAACCUACGGGUGGGCUCGCGGACGCCCGCCAGCCUCGAGCUCGCCUGGGACAACAGCGAGGCCGAGGCGCACAGCUACAGGGUGGUCUACAGCACCCUGGCCGGGGAGCACUACCACGAAGUCGUGGUGCCGCGGGACACCGGUCCCACCACCCGGGCCACCCUGGCAGAUCUGGUGCCGGGGACAGAGUACGGCAUUGGGAUUUCGGCCGUGAUGGACAGCCAGCAGAGCGUGCCGGCAACCAUGAAUGCCAGGACUGAGCUUGAUAGCCCCCGGGACCUCCUGGUGACGGCCUCCACAGAGACGUCCAUCUCGCUGACCUGGACCAAAGCCACAGGUCCCAUCGACCACUACCGCGUCAUCUUCACCCCUGCCUCGGGGAUGGCCUCCGAAGUGACGGUGCCCCGAGAUGAAUCACAGCUCACCCUCUCGGAGCUGGAGCCCGGGACGGAGUACACCAUCUCCAUCAUCGCAGAGAGGGGACGCCAACAGAGCCUGGAGGCCACCGUGGAUGCCUUCACAGGGGUCCGGCCCAUCACGCAGCUCCACUUCUCCCAGCUGACGUCUUCCAGCGUGAACGUCACGUGGAGUGAUCCAUCCCCGCCAGCAGACCGCCUCGUCCUCACCUACAGCCCCCGGGACGAGGAGGAGGCACAGCAGCUCACGCUCGACGGCACCCGCAGGCACGCCAGCCUGACGGGCUUGCAGCCAUCCACCGAGUACCUGGUGUCACUGGUGGCCAUGCACGGUGCCAUCAGCUCCGAGCCUGUCGUGGGCUCCAUCUCACCAGGGAUCGAUGCGCCGAAGGACCUCAGGGUGGGAAACAUCACCCAGGAGUCCAUGAUCGUCUACUGGAGCCCUCCCAUCGCUGCCUUUGACCACUAUAGAAUAUCCUACCGUGCCGCCGAAGGGAGGACAGACAGCACCGCCAUCGCCAGCGAUGCCACCGAGUACGCCCUCCGCCGCCUGCAGCCCGCCACCAAGUACGAGAUCGGGGUGAAGAGCAUGCGGGGCCGGGAGGAGAGCGAGGUGGCCUCUAUCACUGUGCACACAGCCAUGGAUGCCCCCUUGGGGGUCACAGCCACCAACGUCACCCCCACCGAGGCACUGCUGCAGUGGAAUCCGCCGCUGUCAGAUGUGGAGAGCUACAUCCUCGUCCUCACCCGCCGCGCAGUUGCAGGAGAAACAAUUCUCGUGGAUGGAGUCAACCAGGAGUACCAGCUGACCAACCUCCUGCCCAGUACCACCUACACAGUCUCCAUGUACGCCACCAACGGGCCUCUCACCAGCCAGACCAUCAGCACCAACUUUACGACUCUUUUGGAUCCUCCAACAAAUCUGACCGCCAGCGAAGUCACUCGGCGGAGUGCCCUGCUCUCCUGGGUGCCUCCCGUGGGAGAGAUCGAGAACUACAUCAUGACCUACAGAUCCACUGAUGGCAGCCGGAAGGAGCUGAUUGUGGAUGCCGAGGACACGUGGAUCCGCCUGGAGGGGCUUUCUGAGACCACAGAGUACACCGUGCGCCUGCAAGCUGCCCAAAACGCCAUGCGGAGCGGCUUCAUCUCCACCACCUUCACCACAGGUGGCCGUGUCUUUGCUAACCCUCAGGACUGCGCCCAGCACCUGAUGAACGGAGACACGCUGAGCGGCGUCUACACCAUCUCCAUCAACGGGGACCUCAGCCAGCGAGUGCAGGUGUACUGCGACAUGACCACCGACGGAGGCGGCUGGAUUGUCUUCCAGAGGCGGCAGAACGGGCUGACUGAUUUCUUCCGGAAAUGGGCAGAUUACAGGAUUGGCUUUGGAAACUUGGAAGAUGAGUUUUGGCUGGGCUUGGACAACAUUCACAAGAUCACGUCCCAGGGGCGCUACGAGUUGCGAAUAGACAUGAGGGACGGCCAGGAAGCGGCGUACGCCUACUAUGACAAGUUCUCCAUCGGCGACUCCCGGAGCCUGUACAAGCUGCGAAUCGGGGACUACAAUGGCACUUCAGGGGACUCCCUCAGCUAUCACCAGGGCCGCCCCUUCUCCACCAAGGACAGGGACAACGAUGUCGCUGUGACCAACUGCGCCAUGUCCUAUAAAGGGGCCUGGUGGUAUAAGAACUGUCACCGCACCAACCUCAACGGCAAGUACGGAGAGUCCCGCCACAGUCAGGGGAUUAACUGGUACCAUUGGAAAGGCCACGAGUUCUCCAUCCCCUUCGUGGAAAUGAAGAUGCGACCUUACAACCACCGUAAUGUCUCUGGGAGGAAGCGACGGUCCCUACAGCUCUGA